This is a messenger RNA of Cucurbita pepo subsp. pepo (vegetable marrow), 483 nucleotides long. Its product is annotated as basic form of pathogenesis-related protein 1-like. The record is from RefSeq and is a predicted model, not a curated record. Gene Ontology annotation, cellular component: extracellular region. Lineage: Eukaryota; Viridiplantae; Streptophyta; Magnoliopsida; Cucurbitales; Cucurbitaceae.
AUGGCACUAUUGGCCAACCUUCUCUCCUUCAUAGCCCUGAUGGGGCUAGUCCUAGUCCCCAUCACCCUCGCUCAAAACUCCCACCAAGACUUCGUCAAUGCUCACAACGCCGCCCGAUCGAGGGUCGGGGUCGGCCCAGUCUCUUGGAACUACACCUUAGCUGCGUAUGCCCAAACUUAUGCCAACAAGAAGAUUGGCACUUGUGAGAUGCAACAUUCCUAUGGCCCUUACGGCGAGAAUCUAGCCGAAGGGUACAGGGAGAUGACUGCAGUCGAGGCAGUGAACUUUUGGGUGAGCGAGAAGAAAUACUACGAUCAUCGGUUGAACCGAUGCAUCGGAGAUGAGUGUGGCCAUUACACGCAGGUGGUGUGGAGGAACACCAAGCAUGUGGGUUGUGCUAGAGUGAAAUGCCGCAACAAUUGGAUUUUUGUUAUAUGUAACUAUGAUCCUCCAGGCAAUUAUGUUGGCCAGCUUCCUUAUUGA